This is a messenger RNA of Cherax quadricarinatus, 2029 nucleotides long. RefSeq names its product REPTOR-binding partner (gene REPTOR-BP). NCBI's taxonomy places the organism in Eukaryota, Metazoa, Arthropoda, Malacostraca, Decapoda, Parastacidae. Gene Ontology annotation, molecular function: DNA-binding transcription factor activity. The record is from RefSeq and is a predicted model, not a curated record. Gene Ontology annotation, cellular component: nucleus. Gene Ontology annotation, biological process: regulation of DNA-templated transcription.
UGAGAAUCCUUGGGUCACUUGGGUGUUUGUAAACACAGACACGUUGGAAACCAUCCACAUUAUUAUGUGAAUAUUUCUACCAUAAUAGAGGCAAGGAAAAGCUUCAGAUAAUGGAGGUUGAUGACAUUCACUCUCAAGAGCCUAAGCUGGAGAUAGAAGGCAGCAAAAGGGAAGGCACCAAGCGAGGCAGGAAGCCGGGACGAAAAUCCAAGUCUGAUAUGAAGGCUAAACUAGAACGUAGCCGGCAGAGUGCAAGAGAAUGCCGUGCUCGUAAGAAAUUACGUUAUCAGUAUUUGGAGGAGCUGGUAGCUAACAGAGAGAAGGCUGUAUUUGCAUUACAUCGUGAAUUAGACCAGUAUCGUCAGUGGGCGAAGGAUAUCGAUGAGGGAAAAAUUCCUGAAGGCUUAUUGAAAUUGAUUGAAGAGGAAAAGAUUAAAAAAUCUGAAAAUGAAUGAAUGCAAUACCAUGGACAGUUAAUGUAGACUGAAUUUUUAUAUUUUCUUUAAAGCUGCAAUUUUGUGGAGAGCAUAGGUAUCAUUGGUCUUUUAAGUCAUGGUAUUAUACAUUCAAACACGGCAGAUUACUGUCUCCAGUAAUGUUAUAUUCAGCAUAUGGCACUGUGCCAAAAGUGGGCCAGUGCGAGUUUAGAGAGAUUAAUGUAACCCGUACUGUUGUCCUCUCGGCUUGUUCACUUCAUACUACAGUAAUUUAUUUUAAUUACUGAUAUUUUUAAUUUUAUGCUCUACCAAGUAUUUGCAUUAUGUAUAUUAAUUGCAUCACCAUACAGUAUAUCAUAAAAUUCAUGUUCAUUACUUCAUAAACUUUUAUUGUAUGAAUUUUUUUUUACUGUCUUAGCCUAAGUUUGAUUUGUUGGCAAAGUAAAAUCAGUUGUGCUAUUAAAUUCUUUUAAAAUAAAAAAAAAUUGUAAUUUAUAUUACAGUAAUAAAAGUAAAAACAGAAAUAAAUGGUAAUCAUAAUCCAGACAGCUGUUAGGUGUGCAUUUUCAGAAUUAAGGUAACUUUAUUGCCACUGCAAAUUAGACCCUUAUUUUGCCCAUCGAAAAUGUUCUGCACACUUAUUUUUUUUCUUUUUGCAUUUUUUCUGAAUGUACUCUUAUGUAUUACAUGUUGCCCCUUUUGCUUUUAAUUUAAAAAUUUUAUUCAUUCUUUACCAUAUUAUUUUAUGCUUGUCUGCAGACUACAUUACAGUGUAAAAGAUGGUAAUGCAAAAUAUUUUGAAAUAGUGGUACCUUGGGAUACGAACUUAAUUCAUUCCAGAAGGCUGUUAGUUCCAAUACUGAAAGAAUUUGUUCCCAUAAGGAAUAAUGUAAAUUAGAUUAAUCCAUUUGAGACCCGACCCCCCCCCCCCCCCCCCCCCCCCCAAAAAAAAAAAAAUACAUAAUUGUUCGAGUUUUGAGCUGUUCGUAUCCCUAGGGCAUUACCAAAUAUACUAAAGAAAAAAUAGAUUUCUGAACACCCCUGCCUUGGUGGGAAAUGGCUAGUGUGUUAAUAAAAUAAAUAUGAUUCCUACAAAACAUAAUUAAACAAGAAGUAAUUAGUUUCAGCCAUAAGACUAGGUCAAUGGUAAUGUGUGAAAUUUGUGGAUUGUACUAUUGCAUUCAUGGGGGUCAGUCCUAAAUCUGUAGGGGUCAUAGUACCUGAGCAGUGGGUUAGAUCCAAGGAAGGGGAGCACAGGUCCAAUCUUAAAUCAGAGCCCCACACUGGCUACAAGCAGUGCUCUUUAGAAGGGUGUGGAUUUGUGCUGAGACUACUGUUUCAAGCUCGGUCUCCCCUCAAGAGGUGCCUUGAUGCCAGUUUGGAGCUCUUAAUUCAAGAAACGAGUCUCCCCUUUUAAUAGGAUCAAACUUGAUUGCCUCCCAUUCCUCUAGGUGCCACAUAAUAAAUACAGGUCCAUUUUCAAACGAGGAAAGUUGGUUAUUGUAGUAGUAUCCGCAGAAGUUAGUACAAAAUUGUGUUUAAUGUUUUAAAUCAUGUCCACUGUGAAGAUAACAUUAAAGAUGCCAUUACCA